GUGUCGUGCGUCAGCCCGUACGUGUUCGUAUGUGUUCAGACUGCUCAGCGCCGUACUGUCGUCAGCGUCGCCGCGUCAAGUCAAGUCAACCGAUGAUCAGUAACGCCUCACCGGCUGCCAAUAUCUACUUACAUAUUUAGUCUUCUUGUCACUCGGCAGUCAGCUCACUUACACUCAUCGCAACAGAGACAACAGACCUCGAAACCACAUCAAUUAUGCAGCAACAAUUAUUAUUGCCAGACGUGCGACAACAUUCACAAAUACAAAGAUGAAUGUUUUUUUUUACGGAAUUGCCGGGGCAAUUUUAAUUUUGCUCCUUACCAUCUUAAACUUUACAACAUUUGUCAGACUCUUUUCUUGCUUGAUAGUAUUGACUUUAGGGGUUGUUAGUUGUGUAUAUAAAAAAUACAGUUCAACACUUGAAAAUGAAAUUAAAUCAAGUAAAGAAAAUCUAUCCCAAAGAACGAAAAAAAUACAGGAGCAAUUUUUAGCAGAAUCAAAGAAAAAGGUUGCAUUCACUUUAGAUAGAAGAGUUACAGGAAGUCAUGUCAUUGAUGAAUCGUUACAAGAAAUUUUAGAUUUUGUCUUGAGAGACUACAUUGAACCAUGGUAUAGCGUUCUUACCAAUGAUGAAGAAUUCACUAAAUCUGUGAGAGAUACUGCUCAAAAAAUUGCUAUAAAUAUAGCAAACAGGGUGAAAGAGGUUGAUUGGAUACCAUACUUGACAACAAGACUUGUAGAUGAUGCUGCUUCACAUAUGAGACUCUAUCGGCAAGCUCGAGCAAAAUUAAAACAUACACAGUCAAUGCAAGUUCAAAAAGGUAGUAGCAGUUCGAGUACAUCUGGUGGAACGCCUAAAAAGACCCCUACUCAUAGGAGGAACAAAAGUGAAACAGAUGUUUUCUGGUAUUCUCAAUCCAAGUUUUAUAUUCCAAAUUUGACAUCUUUGAAUGAGCCUAAAGUGAGCACCAGUAACGAAAAUCACACUGAAUCUUUGGAAAAAAUAUUUUUUGAUAUGGAAGUGCAGAUGGAGAAUAAUGUCAUAUGUCGGGAUUUGGUUUGUACUGACGAGGCUCACGAAUUGGCUUUUCUUGGAGAAAUAUCUGAGAUUUUACUUUAUCUCUUGCUACCAAAAUCAGAUUUUGAUUGUUUAACCGUACGUUUCAUCUUGAGAGAGCUAUUGGUUAACAUUGUCAUUAGACCUCUACUUAAUUUAUUUUCGGAUCCCGAUUAUAUUAAUCAAGCUUUUAUUUGGCUGUGCACCAAAGACGCCUCUUUACCAAGCGAUGUAUUCCUAACGGUUAUACGAAUGACUGACAGUUUGGAGGAAUUGAUAGCUACGAAAAAUAUAGUUUGCAAAGAGAUAGCACACUUACGUUCCAAAGACACAGGAGGUGAAGAUGAUCUUAUCGUUAAGCAGCAACUUAAUAGUCUGUUAUACGUCAAGAAGCUCUUGGAUAGCCGUAUAAUUGGAAUGAAAGAGGGUCUGGACGCCGAGACUGAUGGUCCAGUUCAAGAUUGGAGUAGACUUCUCGUGCCAGGUCAUAAGUUAGUGAAUCUGCCGUUGGAUGAACUUUUGAAAAAUAACAUUGCUCUCAGCUACUUUAUCGAUUAUAUGACAAACAUCAAUGCCGAGGUUUACCUUUACUUUUAUUUGAACAUUUAUGGUUGGCGCGUAUCAGCUGAACAACAAAUCUCUGACAUUGAGGUACAGAAAAUGCAAAGUGCGCAAGCAGGUUCUUCGUCAUCGUUCGGCUCAUUGAGGAAGAAAAAUGCCGAUCUUGAUAAUCUGAAAGAAGCGGCGUUGAAGAUUUACCAGCAGUAUCUAAGCGACAAAGCGUCCAUGAAGCUCCAACUGGACGAUGUUCUGGUGAAGGGUCUUGUGAUUCGAAUGAAAUCCGAGUCUGUGAGGGAGACGUGGUUCGACGAGUUGCAAGCUUGCUGCUACGAGAAACUUCAGAACGAAGACCGUUUCUUACCGGCGUUCAAAAGGUCCGUUUCGUACUUGAAGAUGCUUGCUGAACUGGACUUAUUGAAAGAUCCAACUUCGGAGGAUGAUUCUAAAUCGUUGGAUAGCAUUAGCAUUUCGAGUAUCAAUAAUGAACUGGACACUCUGGACGAGCAUGGCGAAGCGUCAAAAAGCACAGAGAAAGGCUGUGGUAUCAAUCGAGAAACAAAAAGUAAAUCAAGCUCCUGCGACGAGUUGGACAGCGGGCGAGCAUCCGCUGGCGAGAGCAAAGAGGACAAGGUUUCCCGAGUGUCGAUCGAAAGUAGUGGCGGCGGUGGUGGCGACUCUAUAGAUGCGAGCUCGGAGCAGUUUCUAAAGCUAGACGCAACCUCGAUAGCGUACGAUCAAAAUGCAAUAAGGAAGCUGCAGCAGGGCCGUUUCGAUCUGAGCGUCGAAAUAAUAGAGACUGGCAUUGUGAAUGAUCGAGGCAAAACUUAUGGGAUCUACGCAGUGGCCGUCGCCAAAGUCUACGAUUCGGGUUAUCGAGAGAAGUGGCAUAUCUAUCGACGCUACUCUGACUUUUACGAUCUCUACCAGAAGAUUAAAGAGAAGUACUACGAUCUGGCGAAGAUCGCCUUUCCAGCGAAAAAGGCCUUUCAUAACAUGGACAGGGCAGUGCUUGAGAGGCGCAUGAUUAUGCUCAAUGCCUGGCUGGCUCAGCUGACCAGGCCAACUAUAAUGGAAGGCCACCUGGGCCUGCAAAACCUCUUGCUUUUGUUUCUCGAGCAGGGAGACUACGACAAAGGGGUCAGCGGAGGCAUCUCCAGGACUAUUGAUACAUUGGUCAAUCCCUUAAAAACGUCCAUGAAGUCAGUGACUCAAGCUGUGAAAACCAUGCCUGACAAUAUGCUGAAUACGGUGGACGGCGUUAUGGAUAACAUUAGUAAACUGUUUGGCAAUUCGAAAAAGAAUAGCGUCUUCUACGAAAGCGUCAAAGUCGGGGCAAGUCUCGACACGGAGACCGACGACAAUAUCCCGUUGAGGAUCAUUCUGUUGCUGAUGGAUGAGAUUUUUGACUUAAAAAAUCGAAAUCAAUGGCUCCGGCGCAGAAUAGUAACGCUAUUGCGCCAAAUCAUUCGAACGAUGUUUGGCGACAUAGUUAACCGGAGGAUCGUCGAGUAUGUGUCCUAUCUCACAAGUCCGAAGAAUGUCGCAACGUAUUUAAAAAUAUUCAAACACAGCUUUUGGCCGAAUGGCGUCCCGGCGGAUUCAAAACCGCCGCGCGAUCCCGAGACAAAAAACAGGACACGCGUAGCCGCCAAAGUAGCGCUUCUGUCCUGUCUGUCGGACGAGCUGAAACAUAUCAUAGGUAGCGAGACUACGCGCCGGGGAGUACUCCGGAUUUUUGAACUUUUUCAACGGCCCGUACUCAAUCGCAGGUUGCUCUACGUCUUGCUCGAGGGUAUUAUUGAGAAUCUUUUUCCUCGCAUAGAUCUGCUGACUAUUACUAGAAAACUUUAUUCUGCUUCACCAAGAGUCAAAACGAAAAUCAAAGGUUGA
This is a messenger RNA of Phymastichus coffea, 3508 nucleotides long. Its product is annotated as sorting nexin-13-like. NCBI's taxonomy places the organism in Eukaryota, Metazoa, Arthropoda, Insecta, Hymenoptera, Eulophidae. Gene Ontology annotation, cellular component: early endosome. The transcript is spliced from 13 exons. The record is from RefSeq and is a predicted model, not a curated record. Bases 269 to 3508 code for a protein of 1079 amino acids. Gene Ontology annotation, molecular function: phosphatidylinositol binding.